This is a messenger RNA of Cladocopium goreaui, 1383 nucleotides long. The record is from the annotation of a GenBank genome assembly. Lineage: Eukaryota; Dinophyceae; Suessiales; Symbiodiniaceae.
AUGGGCAGAUGCUUUGAGCACCUCAUCAAAGGAGGCAUUCGAUGUGUGUCGACGUGUAUGCCUUCGAUGGCCAGCAUCCGCUAUGAUCGCCUUCACAUGACUGACCUGCCCCUCAAUCGCACUCUCAUGAUCAAAUUUUUGAGAUCAAUGGCGAGGGCGCGCAUUAUCGUCAUGAAGAUUGAAGAACUGGAACAAGUCCUGAGGCAGAAGGCAUCAUUUCUUGAUCCUGACCCAGAAGAACGCAUGAAGAUUGUGUACCAGUACCCCAUGGCGCAAUUCAAGUUUGCCCUGUCCAAGACCACCCAGGUGCGGGAGGCUCUCAAUCCUGUGGCAUUGCCUACUUCGCUUGCCCAAGAGGCCCAAACUGCAGAUGAGCAGAUCAUGGACCACAUGGCCGAGCUGAAUGAGGAGGACUUCGACAAUGCAGCUGACGCAGAUUGGUCACCAGUUCACAGUGAAGCCACCGAGAACAUUCCAGGAAUUGACGAGUGGGAGACCGUCGACGACACUCGCCCCGACAUCGUUCACAACAUCUUUGACCGAGACGACAAUGUCGAGGGUCACACUGAGGUGGACUACGGGGCGGACAAUGAUGAUGGAAUCGAGGUUGUUGAUGAGUUUCCUGAAGCUGUCACUCUCCCGGAGGACGCCAUGGACGUGGACAAGAACGAGGCCGAGACCAAGGACGAUGCCGUUGAGGGCCUGCCUGAAGAGUCCAAGGCGCCUGAGAUUGCGGAGGCCACUGCCGGGGGGGACCCUGUGCCUGAUGACGUUGUUGAGACAAAGGGUGACGUCGAAGAGACCAAGACUGUCAUCGAUGUUGAAGACACUGUCACAGCAGAGGGACCGAAGCUCGCCGGAAGGCCUGCAAACAUUGCUGAACAUGCAUCAUCAUCGGACCAGCCCAAGCCAGAGGCGAAGAAGAUGCCUUUGAGCCAUCACACGGCGAAGGCCCCGGCUGGGAAGAUCGACGAUGCUGCAAAGACCAAGUUGGAGCAGGCAAAGGAGAGACUUGAAGAUGCAGUGUGGCUUGAUCCCACCGACUUGAACGGCAGGAUCCCAUACAAAAACAUCAAUGCCAACGGCCGUCUCCGUGAAAUCCCAGAAAAAAAGUCAAAGUAUCUCCGGGGGCAUGCACUUGCUGAUGGCCUCCCGUCGCCGGACAUGGACUUCACCAACUUGUCGAUGGACUGGAUGGAGAUCCGCAACCACUUGUGCAACAAGAUCCGCAAUGUCGUCGACUGGGAGAUCCUCGUGGCAUGGAAAAACAGGGUCUAUUUGGGCAAACCCUUGCAGCGGGCUUUUUCAGCCAUGCUGACGAUUGCGAAAGCUGUGCCAUGCAAAAACGGUCUGCAAGAAGCAGCAUGUCUUUUCCUGCCAUGA